Messenger RNA from Knipowitschia caucasica, 249 nucleotides. NCBI's taxonomy places the organism in Eukaryota, Metazoa, Chordata, Actinopteri, Gobiiformes, Gobiidae. The record is from the annotation of a GenBank genome assembly.
AUGGAAGUCGUGUUAUGCACCGAGCCCUCUGCACCUGCUGCUCUCACCAACACUGACUUCACUUUGUAUCAAAGAGCAUCGUGUGACCGUCUGGGCUUCAAUCUGGAACAAAGAUCUCAGUGGGCUCAGGUGUGGGUCUGCCACUGUGUGAAGAUUGAUAUUCUGUCACAUAAAGCACCGAGACUCCAGUCGGCGAAAGCUUUAACAAAAGCUGCGGGCCUUUCUUCAGUGAGGCAGAGCGGCAGAUAA